AUGAAAUUUAAAAUCAAUAUUUUCGCCCUGAGUUUAAUCAUUGGAUUAAGUUCGAUGGCUGCAUCUGCAUCUGGCUUACAAACUGUAAAUCCACGUUAUGUCAGUUCAAACUAUGCAAAAACCAAAUAUCCAAUUGUAUUUAAUCAUGGGAUGUUCGGUUUCACACGUCUGGGGACUUCCUCCUUUGGCAUAGAUUAUUUCUACCAGAUCCUCCCUGAUUUAUCUCGCAAUGGCGCAAAAGUUUAUGCGACACAAGUCUCCCCAUUGGAGUCGACACAGGUUCGAGGUGAACAACUCUUACAGCAAGUCGAUGAAGUCAUCGCACUGACUGGCUCACCCAAAGUCAAUCUGAUUGGGCAUAGUCAUGGUGGCCCAACGAUUCGCUAUAUUGAAAUCGUUGCACCCACAAAAGUUGCUUCUUUAACUGCUGUUGCAGGGGCAAUUAAAGGUUCUAAGAUCGCGGAUGAUAUUUUAAGUAAUCGAGGUGCAAAUACGCUGCUGACUAUCUUUAGUCAACAUAUCUUAGCACCAGUGAUUACGCUUCUCGAAGGUAAUCCAUCCCUCCCCCUUAGCCUAAAUAACUCUUUACAAAGUGUGAGUGAAAAAGGGGCUGCUGAAUUUAAUGCAAAAUAUCCAAGUGCUGCGAUUCCCAAAGACUGUGGCAAUGGUCAAAAAGUAACAGCCAAUGGUGUUUAUCAUUAUUCUUGGACGGGUACAGCCCAAUUCACCAACAUUUUUGAUGUUAUGGAUGGCGUCAUUUCCACACUCGCACCUUUAUCUUAUAAAAAUUUAGAUAAUGAUGGCUUGAUGAAUCGUUGCAAUACCCAUUAUGGGCAAGUGGUUCGAGACAAUUAUCGUCAAACGCACUUGGAUGAAAUCAAUCAUGUUUUAGGGCUACGUGGAAUAUUUUUUGCACCAAACCCACUUGCUCAAUAUCGUCAGCAUGCCAAUCGUCUGAAAUUACAAGGCUUUCUACUGCUGGCGAGUACAUUAUCAACCGCAUAUGCAUCUAAUAAUGCGCAAAAAGUGACUGUCAGUAAAGUAAACUCGGACUAUGCAAAAACCAAAUAUCCUGUGGUAUUUGUGCACGGUAUGGCUGGGUUUAUUCGUGCUGGCGAUGUUUUAGGAUUAGACUACUGGUAUCAAAUUUUACCAGAUUUGGCUCGCAACGGCGCCAAUACAUGGGCUACGCGAGUAUCACCCUUUAAUUCUACUGAAGUCCGUGGUGAGCAAUUGGCUCAGCAAGUCGAAGAGAUUCUGGCAAUUACCGGCAGUCAAAAAGUCAAUCUGAUCGGCCAUUCGCAUGGUGGUCCUACCAGCCGCUAUGUCGCAGGCAUUAUGCCUACCCAAGUUGCAUCUGUAACCGCUGUUGGUUCACCACAAAAAGGCAGCCCUGUUGCAAACAUUAUCUUAAGUAUAGAAGGCACGCCGCUUCAAGGCCCAUUGGUGAGUGUGGUCAAUUUAUUUUCAAAAGCAAUUGUCUGGGCGCAAGGCCUUAACCCGAAAGAACUUCCCCAUGAUGCGUUGGCAGGUGGGAAAAGCCUCACCAUUGAAGGUUCUGCACUAUUUAACAGUAAAUUCCCAAUGGGCGUUGGCACCACAGUUUGUGGUGAAGGGGCUUAUCAAGAAAAAGGGAUUCAAUUCUAUUCAUUUACGGGCAAUACCGCCGUUACAAAUCUUUUAGACUUGGAUUCUGCCCUACUUGGCACAAGUUUAUUAAUUAAUGCUGGUCGUGAUAAUGAUGGUUUAGUUCCACGAUGUAGUGCCAAAUUCGGUAAAACGAUUCGUGAUGAUUACCGUUGGAAUCACUUAGAUGAGGAUUGCGUGCAAUUUUUUCACCAGAUCCAGUACAAGUCUAUCGUGAACAUACCAAUCGCCUAA
Oppiella nova is the source of this 1881-nucleotide messenger RNA. The record is from the annotation of a GenBank genome assembly. NCBI's taxonomy places the organism in Eukaryota, Metazoa, Arthropoda, Arachnida, Sarcoptiformes, Oppiidae.